AUGACUCUUCAAGAGUUCGUGGAGGUGGCAGUUCGCAGCCAGCCCCACAAGACGGACGCACCACUACGUGCCAGCCAGUUCCGGCAGAAAUACCUGUGCCGCCUGCAAAAUCUGCAGGACCACCCUUUUGCCUAUGGCUCGCUAACGGUGCGGAGUCUGCUGGACAUGCGAGAGCACUGCCUGCUUGAGUUUGACUUUCCAGAUCCAUACUUCCAGCAAAAGCGACUGGAGAACGAGGCGGCGCUGAGGUUACUGCCAUCGCGGCUGUCGCAGCUGGAUGCCAUGGGCUGGCGUGAGCGGCAGGAAGCCCUCGUCACGGGCCUGCUGGCGGGCAAUGUCUUCGACUGGGGGGCCAAGGAGGUGGCCCGCCUGCUCAACAGUGGCGACUUUGGCUUCUCCGAGGCACGGAGUCAUCUCCAAGAGCGUCCCUGGCUCCAGGAUGACCUGGAUGCAUGGGUUGAGCGGCUGGAGAAAGGGCCCGUGCACCAGUGUGCAGCCAUCUUUGUCGACAACAGCGGCAUGGACGUGUUGCUGGGUGUGCUGCCAUUUGCCCGCGAGCUGAUCAGCCGAGGCACCAAGGUGAAGAUCAAAUCAUGCGCAGCACAUCCCAGGUGAAAAUGUUCCAAGUGGGGCCUGCUGGUCUAACUGGAUUACCCUAUUCCCAUCUGCUACCACUCAGCCACCUGCAGGAACCAGCAGAAACCAACUUCUGCCAGUUGGGAAUCGGCUAAUGAGGGCAGUCUUACUGGUCAGUUAUUUUCACCUGGGAUGUUUUAGUAUCACCACUGUCAUGGUGCCACAUCCUUCCAGUGGGUAUACGAUCUGGUUUGAAGUCUAGAGGCCACAACGUGAUUUCAUGUGCGAAGCAACAUGUGAAAAGCACACUGGUACCCACAUAACAGGACUCACAGAACUUUGAAAACAUUUGGUAUACAUGUUUCCUCACUGUAGACAGUGUGAUUGGUACUAAUCUAAUAAAGAUAAAUAAGCUUGCUGAAGAAAGCCAAGCAUUAUCCACAGUGAACAAAAAAGGUAAUUAAGAAAACAGUAAUCAACAGUAGCAAAAACUGCACCAAGUUU
Messenger RNA from Dermacentor silvarum, 1080 nucleotides. Its product is annotated as 4'-phosphopantetheine phosphatase-like. Lineage: Eukaryota; Metazoa; Arthropoda; Arachnida; Ixodida; Ixodidae. The coding region runs from base 1 to 615 and encodes 204 amino acids. The record is from RefSeq and is a predicted model, not a curated record. The transcript is spliced from 6 exons.